Molecule: messenger RNA, 1042 nt
Organism: Triticum aestivum (bread wheat)
Lineage: Eukaryota; Viridiplantae; Streptophyta; Magnoliopsida; Poales; Poaceae
Product: MOB kinase activator-like 1A
Exons: 7
Coding region: 114-767 (217 amino acids)
Source: RefSeq, a predicted model, not a curated record
CUCCCUCCCUCCCUCGGAUCAUCUCACCGCUUCAGUUCUCGUCUCUCAAGUGCUCCGCCUUCGCCGUCGCCUUCUUCCACGCCGGCGCGCUCGCCGGCGUCUUCCGUCGUACCAUGCAGAGCUUCUUCGGUCGCGCCAGCAGGAACCAGAGGACAUUCAGGCCCAAGAAGAGUGCUCCGGCAGGGAACAACGGCAUGAAGCUGAAGAGGCACAUCGACGCCACCCUCGGCAGCGGUAACCUGCGAGAGGUGGUCCGCCUGCCAGUCGGAGAGGACCUCAACGAGUGGCUCGCUGUCAACACUGUCGACUUUUUCAACCAAGUGAACAUCCUGUACGGCACCCUCAUGGAGUUCUGCACGCCAGCUACUUGCCCCACCAUGUCAGCCGGUCCAAAGUAUGAGUACAGGUGGGCCGAUGGAGUCAAGAUCAAGAGGCCCAUUGAAGUGUCCGCACCAAAGUAUGUCGAGUACCUGAUGGAUUGGAUCGAGGCCCAGCUCGAUGAAGAAUCCAUCUUCCCGCAAAAGCUUGGAGCUCCCUUCCCUCCAAACUUCCGGGACGUCAUCAAGACGAUCUUCAAGCGGCUGUUCAGGGUGUAUGCGCACAUAUACCACUCGCAUUUCCAGAUGAUUCUCAAGCUCCAGGAAGAAGCACAUCUCAACACCUGCUUCAAGCACUUCAUGCUCUUCACAUGGGAAUUUCAGUUAAUCGAUAGGGCAGAGCUAGCUCCUCUCAGGGAGCUGAUCGAGCCCAUAUUAGUUGGACACUAGCCGAGAAGACAAUUGGAGCUUUGUUUCAAGAACUGGUGAAGCAAAAGUGCGGAGACAUCAUAUUUUGUUGCUUUUUAAGUUAGUUAGUUUCCCCAGCCUGUGCAUGCGCGUUUCUGUUUUUGUGAUGAUGUUAGACUUGGACACGGACUACCUUCAUCUACAUUUUAGAGAUAGGUUAGCUAGUGCUAGUGUAUGUACUCAGACUCUCCCAAGGAGGUGUUGAUUGCAACUUGGCAAUUUGUUCAUUUCGGCGGAUUUUCAUUUGAUCCGGGGAA